Messenger RNA from Helianthus annuus (common sunflower), 2607 nucleotides. RefSeq names its product BTB/POZ domain-containing protein At1g30440. Lineage: Eukaryota; Viridiplantae; Streptophyta; Magnoliopsida; Asterales; Asteraceae. Gene Ontology annotation, molecular function: protein binding. The transcript has 4 exons. The record is from RefSeq and is a predicted model, not a curated record. The coding region runs from base 569 to 2479 and encodes 636 amino acids.
ACACAUGGCCUAGCUGGACCAAAAGUAACACACCACAAGUGUUACUGUAGCAAAUUUAAAACAGAUUAGGAUUACAACUACUCCAUUUGUUUAAACAUAUCAUAAUUACACACACCAUGUUGUUUACCAAGAUUCUCUCAGUUCAAGAAAAUAAUAAUGAGUAGGUUACCCCAAAAGGACCCCACCUUUAUAGUGUUUAACAAAACAGAAAUAAAGGUCUUUGGGUAGAGAGAUAUUUGAUUGUGUGUUUUUGCAGUAACCUUCCAACCACGUGCACACCUCAUUGACCCCUUGAUUUUUGCAGGUAUUUUAGGGUUCAUUUUUGGAAUCUUGUGGUGGGUUUAAUGUCAAGUGGGUGGUUCUUCUUUGUGUUUGUGGAGGGGUUGACCUAAAUUUCAAAAAUUUUCAAGUGGGUUAGGAUCUUUUUGUUCACUUCUUCAUUCUGUAAUGUGGGUUUUCUUUGAUUGAUUGAAAGAUUAGGGUUUUGAGGGCCCAAUUUGUGUUUCUUGAUUCUUUAAAGUUGAACAUUGUGGUUUGAGGGUUUGAUUUUGUUUUGAAAGUAGCAAAAAUGGCUUGUAUGAAAUUGGGAUCCAAAGCAGAUGCGUUUCAGAAAAAAGGCCAAGCUUGGUUUUGCACAACCGGUCUUCCAAGCGAUAUUGUUGUUGAAGUGGAGGACAUGUCUUUCCAUCUUCAUAAGUUUCCUUUGCUUUCAAGAAGUGGGGUUAUGGAAAAAUUGAUAGCAGAUGCAUCCGAGAAAGGAGACGCAAAUUGUACCAUAAACCUCAAAGACAUUCCGGGCGGGGCCAAAACAUUUGAACUUGUUGCAAAAUUCUGUUACGGAGUAAAACACGAAAUCACCGCCUCAAAUGUAGUACACCUCCGUUGUGCCGCCGAGCAUCUAGAAAUGACUGAACAGUAUGGCGAGGACAACUUAAUUUCACAAACCGAAAUCUUUUUUAAUCAAGUCGUUCUUAAAAAUUGGAAAGAUUCAUUAAAAUGCCUCCAAACAUGUGGCGAUGAAAAUAUUAUCCCUCAUGCUGAAGAGCUUAACAUUACAAAACGGUGUAUAGAGUCGUUGGCGGUCAAGGCGAGCACCGACCCGAAUUUGUUCGGUUGGCCCAUGAUUGACCAUGGUGGGCCCAUGCAGAGCCCGGGCGGUAGUUUGUUGUGGAAUGGUAUAAGCACCGGGGCCCGUCCUGUAAAUCUGAGCUCGGAUUGGUGGUUUGAUGACGUUUCGUCUUUGACUUUACCUCUUUACAAAAAGUUGACUUUGGCAAUGGAAGCUCGCGGAAUUAAACAAGAAAUCAUAGCAGGCUCGCUUGAGUAUUAUGCAAAGAAGUAUUUACCAGGGUUAAGUCGCCGGAAAAGUUCUCAGAUGGGCCCGACCGCAAUCGAUCCGCCACCGGAAGAAGACCAAAAGAUUUUACUCGAGGAAAUUGACUGUUUACUUCCGAUGCAAAAAGGGCUCGUCUCAACGAAGUUUUUAUUCGGGCUUUUACGAACCGCUUUGAUUCUUCGGGCUAGCCCGUCUUGCAUAUCAAAUUUGGAAAAAAGAAUUGGGAUGCAGCUUGAUCAGGCAACCCUUGAAGAUUUAUUAAUGCCGAAUUUUUCUUAUUCGAUGGAAACGUUGUAUAAUUUUGAAUGCGUGCUGAGGAUGGUUCAACAUUUUAUGGCUAUUGAUCAAGCAACAGGUGGUGCGUCUCCUUGUUCUAUCGAGGAUGAACACUUGUUGGGUUCACCAUCUCUGACACCUGUCACCAUGGUGGCUAAGCUAAUUGACGGUUACUUGGCGGAAGUUGCACCUGAUGUUAAUUUAAAGCUUACAAAAUUCAUGUCUCUUGCUGAGGCUGUUCCCGAGUAUGCUAGACCGAUGGAUGAUGGCUUGUAUCGUGCAAUUGACAUAUAUUUGAAGUCUCAUCCAAUGCUAGCCGAUUCGGACAGAGAAGAACUCUGCAGGCUCAUGGAUUGCCAAAAACUAUCAUUAGAAGCGUGCACACACGCAGCACAGAACGAAAGAUUACCCUUAAGAAUCAUAGUCCAAGUUCUUUUCUUUGAGCAGUUGCAGCUCCGGACUUCCAUAGCCGGUUGUUUCUUGGUCUCAGACAAUCUCGCAGACGGGUCACGACAAUUCAGAAGCGGGUUGGGUGCAGCGUCACAGGAAGGCGGUUGGAACACGGCUGUGAGAGAGAAUCAAGUUCUGAAAGUGGGUAUGGAUAGCAUGAGAAUGAGGGUAUCCGAGCUUGAAAAAGAGUGUUCGGACAUGAAACAGGAGAUUGAAAAACUGGGUCGGGUUAAGGGCGGCACUGGCGGCGGCAGUACUUGGAGUAACGUGUCGAAGAAGUUUGGGUUCAGACUCAAGUCUCAAAUGUGUAGUGCACAAGAGGGAAGUGUUAGCAAGCAAGAUAAUGCAAGUGGGAAGGUUGAAAAGGGUAGAGGGAAGCAACAUAAGCACAAGAAAAAUUUGUCUUGGGAUGAGUAGAAUUGGAAAAUAAAAUAUUAAAUUUGAAAAAUAUUUGUAUGUUUAUUAGCUAUUUUGACUUUAAUGUUGUGUGGUCAAAGUCUGUUCUAGGAAGAGGUAAAAAAUAUAUUUGGUUAGUUUUUGUGUUA